This is a messenger RNA of Lytechinus variegatus (green sea urchin), 2302 nucleotides long. Its product is annotated as decapping and exoribonuclease protein-like. The transcript is spliced from 6 exons. Gene Ontology annotation, cellular component: nucleus; cytosol. Gene Ontology annotation, molecular function: mRNA 5'-diphosphatase activity. The coding region runs from base 389 to 1507 and encodes 372 amino acids. NCBI's taxonomy places the organism in Eukaryota, Metazoa, Echinodermata, Echinoidea, Temnopleuroida, Toxopneustidae. Gene Ontology annotation, biological process: nuclear-transcribed mRNA catabolic process; NAD-cap decapping. The record is from RefSeq and is a predicted model, not a curated record.
AAACCGCUCCCAUUCUUGCAAAAUAAACUGACAGAAAAAAUUGGGAAUUCCCAGUUAGACGUGUUAGAUGUGACAAACCAGUCGGUAGUACCACUUCAUGAUUUGAACAUUUUAUGUAGGUGUAAGGAUAAAUUGUCAAAACGUCUCAAGCGCGUAUGUGCCAUUAAAGCUCCACGGGUCUGGCAUUAGAAUUUGCUCAACCGGUGGAAAGUUGGUUAUUACUUGCUCAACUUGUUCAGUAUUUCGCUGUCGUGGAUGUAGCAGGGGAAUUUUUUUAUUCUUCCCACAUAAAUUACGUUCUUUUCCCUCCUCCAAUUUUUGAUAGAGUACAUGUUCGACGUUUUCAAAAUUCUUUUAACAAGUAGGAUUUAAUCCUGGAUUUGAUGACAUGGCUUCAGCUUCCAUUCCAGGCCUUUUUCAUCAGGUACUUGGUAAUUUCUCCGUUGAGGACGGCGUGUACCACGAUGACAAACGAAUGAGACACAUCUUCGUCGAUCCCGACGAUGAUCUCCGCGGUACUAACCUCCAGGAGGGAAUCGAAGAUUACAACCCAGAUACCAGACCAACAUCAGGGCAAGGAGAGUUACAGCCCAUGACAUCACUGUUGGAAUGGAUGCGACGUCAUCAAGCAGAUCUAGAAGAACACGAUAUACUUCAGAUAUCAGACAAUGGAAGAGAUAGAAGACUGGAUAUCGAUUUCUUUGGUCAACGCGGUGUGUUCUGUCGUCUUCUUCGUGCUGUUGAGACUCCUGAUCGCAUGGAAAUUCUCGUCACUCUUUGUAAUGGUACCUACUAUAUGGAAACGUUCAAAGUCAAACCCACAUCUGCGGUAGACGCGAAUUACUGCUUUAAGAAUUUUGAGAGACACUUGACACUUGUCGAGGGAGCACACCCAGAUAUCAACUUACCCGAAGACAGUUAUUAUUCAGCUGUUAUGAAAACUCAAUGUGAGCGGUAUAAACUGAUACUUAGCUACGGGGUCGAUGCCGAACGGGAUAAUCCCGACUUAGUGCCUCCUGGAAACUACAUUGAUAUCAAGACAAGAUAUCAAAUCAAUUCUGAACAGAACAAGAACAAUUUUAGGAGGUAUACCACUCUUAAGUGGUGGUCCCAGGCAGUAAUUGCUGGAAUUCCUGAGGUGAUAUGUGGGUGGCGAGAGAAUAAGAAGGAACAAGUCAUUCUUUCCUCCGUAGAGCUAAUGAAAACGGAACACCUUCCUCUCAGAGCACCCAUGAUGUCCAGUGGAAGGAGAUUCUGGGAGGCCGAUGCAUGUUUUGAAACUUUUCAAACUCUCCUUGAUAACAUCAAGGACUUGAUCAAAGAAGAUGACCCGAGAAUCGUCCACCGUCUGGAGCUGCCCGAGGUGAUGAAGGGAAAGGGUGUAAAGAAGAGACUUCAAGCUAGAAGAUUCAAACUUCUGGAGAAACGCCAAGAUGAUUACGCCAUUCUACCAGAAUGGUACCUACGUGAAGUCUUGUGGAUCGAAAAUCGUGAAUCCAAGCAAUGAUUACAGACAGCAAGGAUAUAGGGAAUCUUGAAGAGCAUUGCCCCGAGAUUACCGACAACCAGGAUCUAUAGAGAUUCUUGAAGAUCAUGACUCCAAGACAUGAUUUCAGACAUUUAGCCUUUAAAUAUUAAUGUUUUAACACUCAAGAAGAGAAAUACCCACCACUGUGUCUUUCCUAUCUAGAAGUAAUGAGGAGAUUCAUAGAUAUCAAAACAAAUUAAAUUAGGAAAUUUAUAUUACAAGCACUGCUUUUAAUAGUUUACCCUACACAUCCUCAGCUUAUUGAUAAAUCUGUCCCCAGUAUGAAACAUUCAAAUCAGUGGCGUACCGUGGGUCACGGCAUUGGGGGGGGGGGGGGGGGACACCAGCAAAAAUUUGGAGUCACUUAGGGCGCGCUCAGUUGCCAGGUAUACUGACCUUAAAGAGACAUUUCAAGGACAUACAGUGCCAUUAAACGGAUAUGUACCUCACUGAUUACAUAAUGCGAGCGCAAAGUGCGAGCUGUAAAUUUUUGAUAUUCAGACCUGAAAAGGGGCAUUAUAAGCAAUUUGUUUGUAAUUAGUACCUCUCGCUAAACAAACAAUGCUAGCGCGAAGCUCGAGGUGAAAUUUUUGUAUAUAUUGACCCCAAACAGGGACAUUUUAAGGAAUAUAUUUUAGGAAUCCAUUAAGAGUAUACAUAUCUCAUCAUAGUCAUCUAAUACUUUAAUGCCAUCCUUUUCUGAUUUUGUUAGAAUUACAUCUAAACACAUGAAGCACAUUUUGUUGUCAUAGUCAUGCGCAUCUCACUAAUAAA